AUGCAGAUAGACUCUGCCGACCACUUCUAUGCCACCAUGAGUGGCAUCAUGUCGGAGCUGGUUGAAGGCCGCAUACUGCAAGCUGACGAGCUGAUGUCCCAAGUUUACGAUUUUGCUCCACUCCCGUAUCCCAGAGUAAAGCAGCUACGCGACAAAUUUACUUACAAUAUUACACCAUUGGCUAAUGCUACACCCCGUUCCCUCGAAACCUUAGUUGCUGGCGGACGAGCCAUUAGAUCUAGUCCUCCUCAAGGGAUGCCUGGUGCAACUAAGCGAGGUCCCCUUGUGGCUGCACUUACCUUGAGAACUGGCUGUUCUAAUAAGCCCUGCAAUGCUAACAUGGCUACUGGGAUUGGAGUUAGCAAUGUUGCUGGUGAUGAGGUAUUAACUGCUGGGCCAGAAGGGACCGAUUCCUCAAAUCACCUAAAUACACCGGUUUCGGCGCUCUCUCAGUCAAUGAAGCGGAAGGCCUGUUUGGCCGAGGCCCAUGCUGUAAAGGGGGCUGAUACGGAUUUGGGUAAAGUAGAUGGCCGGCUGCUCUUGUUUCGCGGCCUUACCGGGUCUGUCUGCCGAGGUGGUGCUAAACAAGUGGAGCACGACAAGGACAAGACUUUGGCUACAGAAACACCAGCCAACUCAGGUCGACGCCGGGGCUUCUUCCUCUGGCGAAAUAAUUGGACUAGACCGUCCAGUAAAGGAAUAAAGGCUAAUAAAGGAAUAAAUGAUGCAUCUGCAGAUAGGUAA
Messenger RNA from Protopolystoma xenopodis, 744 nucleotides. NCBI's taxonomy places the organism in Eukaryota, Metazoa, Platyhelminthes, Monogenea, Polystomatidea, Polystomatidae. The record is from the annotation of a GenBank genome assembly.